UGUUCAACUCUCAAUUUCUGUCCGCUAGUCCUUUAAUUUCUCCGCACUGUUUUUUUGUCAUCUCAGCUGUUGACUGGUUUUGUCCGUUUUAGUCAGUUAGAAGCUAGAAUCCACAAACGAAGCAAGAAGAAAGCUAAUAUGGGUCGUUUAUGGACAUUGCUCACUCACGCUCAUACACUCUCUGGGCCAGUCUUGAUGUUGCUAUACCCAUUAUAUGCUUCAGUGAUGGCCAUAGAGAGCCCCUCCAAACUGGAUGAUCAGCAGUGGCUUGCUUAUUGGAUUCUCUACUCGUUUUUAACUCUCACAGAAAUGAUUCUCCAAUCCAUCUUAGAAUGGAUUCCAAUCUGGUAUACAGUGAAGCUAGCGUUCGUGGCUUGGCUUGUCUUGCCACAAUUUAGAGGGGCAGCUUUUAUUUAUGAAAGAUAUGUGAGGGAAAAUAUAAAGAAAUAUACAGGCGUUAGAGAUCACCAUCAUCAUAGCUCCCCUAAUGGUGGCAGUGGGAAUGGCAAGAACAAGAGCAAGAGCAAGUUUGUUCAAUUCAUAACUCCAAAGAAAGGAGAGCACGAGGCUUAUUAAUGGAGAUUUAAUCAGAAGAAGAGAGGACCAAAUUAAGAAAUAUGUGAAUAUGUUUAUAAAUAUGUGUUUCUUCUUUUUCGAGUUGUUUCAUACUUAGCUUUUCUUCUUUGGUGGUUGUGAAUCUUUACAAGACUGAAUUUGUGACGUUUCAGCAACUAAUCUAAAUCUAAUUUAUUGUAAUUGUUGAAA
Molecule: messenger RNA, 765 nt
Organism: Jatropha curcas
Lineage: Eukaryota; Viridiplantae; Streptophyta; Magnoliopsida; Malpighiales; Euphorbiaceae
Product: HVA22-like protein e
Source: RefSeq, a predicted model, not a curated record